AUGGCAAUGACCCGGACCCCAAAUCACUUAAAUAAAACUUACGGCGCACAUGACAGCAGCGAGAGCGAGUUGAGUACGAGCCAGCUGCUGGCGAGCACGCUGACGAAAGUAAAGCGUAGUAUCUAUCUCCUAAACCAGACUAGGAAUAUGAAGGGAGAGCUGAAGUCUGGUAUGGGAGAAGAACUACUAAGUGUAGUUGACCUACUGAAAGAAAUUAUAGCCAGGGACGGUAAAGAGAUAGAAACACAAAAAGGAAAGGUACGGACUAGGGACUCUGGGACACAAUGUGAUCAGGUUAAGGAUAGAGUAGGUGUAGAAUGCAAAUGCAUGGAAGAGUUAAAGGAGGAGAUAAGCGAGUUUAGGGAAGAGUAUAAGAGCGAGCUGCUAGAAAUUAGAAAUUAUUUAGUGGAUGCCGCCUGUCUUAAUGUGGAUAGUAUCCACGUAAAGAUAGAGGACGAGAACGCGAAGGUGAUAGAUAGGGUAUCGGAUCACAUAGAUAAACAAAUAGGAACCUUGACGGAUGCGGCUGGGGAGGGGGGGGUUGCAGUGCGAAAUGAACCGGAGUCAAUGACACGUCCAACUUACGCGAGUGUCACCCGGGGAGGAGGAAAAUCCCAGUUACCAUCCAGGGAACCUAAGUACAGAACCCUCCACUCCCUAGUCGUAUCGGACAAGGAAAAUUUUAUGCCCACGAUUGAAAUAGUGGAGACUGUAGGAAGGGUUGUGGAAGCAAAGAGAGAAGGGAUAAAGGUAGACCGAAUUAGGAGGGGUAAAGGUAGAAAAGUGAUCAUAGGGUUCAGGGAUAAGAAAGACAGAGAAAGAGUCAGAGACAAAAUAGAAAAAGCGGGAGUGAAUUUAGAUACACAGAUAAUAGAAAAUAAGGAUCCCCAGGUUGUGCUGUACGGGGUGCUGAAAAGCUACACUGAUGACGACAUUCUAGAAGCCAUCAGGGAGCAAAAUAAGCACCUCGUAGAGGACAUCCUGGGAGGGACAGAGGAUAGAAUGAGUGUGAAGUAUAAAAAGAAAGGUAAAGAUGAUCACACUCAGCACGUGGUACUCAAUGUGUCGCCGGGGCUGUGGGCGCGCUUCACCGAGGCAGGACAUCUUUAUAUAGAUAUCCAGCGCGUCAGAGUCGCCGACCAGUCCCCCCUAAUCCAGUGCUCGCGCUGCUUGGGGUACGGACAUGGGCGGCGAUUCUGUAGCGCUGCCGAAGAGAAGUGCGCCCACUGCUCCGGAGCACAUCGCCAGUCUGAGUGUGAUAAUCUUAAGGAUGGCAAAAAGCCGUGUUGCACAAACUGUAAGAAGGAAGACCAAAAAGUGACAGAUCAUCAUGCGUUCAGUACGGAAUGCCCGGUGCGACAAAGGUGGGAUGCUAUAGCGCGAGCAGCAGUCGCAUAUGACCCCGAGGACAAAUAA
Aricia agestis (brown argus) is the source of this 1416-nucleotide messenger RNA. RefSeq lists its product as uncharacterized. The transcript has a single exon. Bases 1 to 1416 code for a protein of 471 amino acids. NCBI's taxonomy places the organism in Eukaryota, Metazoa, Arthropoda, Insecta, Lepidoptera, Lycaenidae. The record is from RefSeq and is a predicted model, not a curated record.